CGGCGUCAAAACAACAACAACAACAACAACGCACGUGUAGCUUCCCGAUCAGCUGAUGAAGUAAACAACUUCUUUUCCCUCAACCUGUAGAUAAUGAGAUAGUAGAAACUCAAGUCAUUUCUACCUGCUGAAUGCCCCAGCCAUGUUACGAAUAGCAGUAAGAACAUGUACAAAUUAUCCAAACCAAUGGCAAUACGCAACAAGGAGGUGGAUCCACACCUCUAGGGUUAUGCGAUCUGUUGUUCCAGUGUUUCGACGAGCUGAACAGUAUCAUGAUCAUAUAGCAUUAACUGACCAGCAUGGUGAACAUACCUAUAGUCAGAUUUAUAGGUUCAGUGGUCACCUGGCUCGCCUAAUGCAGGAUGUCCUAGGAAGAGACAGAGUACAAGAGAGAGUAGCUUUCCUGUGCCCCAACGAUGUAUCUUAUGUCAUUGCUCAAUGGGGAACGUGGAUGGCAGGUCACAUUGCUGUUCCUCUGUGCCCAAAACACCCACAUCCACAGUUAGACUAUGUUGUGAAGGACUGUCAGGCAUCGGCUAUUAUUACCACUUCUGAUUUAGCACACAAGAUCAAGCCAAUUCUCUCAGGACAACAGGUUAUAGUCUUAGAAGAGUAUUUUUAUAAACAGUCCCCUGUCAGCAAAGAAAAUGAAGGCAAUCCAGGUGCAAUCCCUGAGUCUGUAGCAGAAGAGAAUUCAACAACACAGUGGUAUGGCUGGGAUAAUGAAUUUUACUCCUUGAGCGAUGCUAUGAUUCUGUACACAAGUGGCACAACAGGACCCCCCAAAGGUGUUGUUUUGAGUCACAAGAAUGUAGCUUCACAGACAAGUUGCCUGAUCCAAGCAUGGCGUUGGACCUCUAGUGAUUCCAUCCUGCACUGCCUGCCGCUCCAUCAUACCCAUGGCAUUGUCAAUGCUCUUUUAUGCCCACUACAUGUUGGUGCCAGAGUUGUCAUGCUACCAGAAUUUUCUGCAUCCAGAGUUUGGAGUCAUUUGCUUUCCUUGGAUACCCCAGUCAUGUCACGAGUGAACCUCUUCAUGGCUGUACCCACAAUAUAUGCGAAACUGAUUGAGGAAUAUGAAGAUAAAUUAGUGAAGAAUACUAGAAUGAUAGAGUAUGUGAAGGCUAUUUGCAUGCAGAAUAUAAGGCUCAUGGUAAGUGGCUCUGCAGCACUGCCUGUGCCCAUCCUGGAGCGGUGGAGGGCCAUCACGGGCCAUACACUCCUGGAACGCUAUGGGAUGACGGAGAUAGGAAUGGCCCUGUCUAACCCCCUAAAAGGAACUAGAGAGCCAGGUUGCGUUGGAACCCCCCUCCCAGGAGUGGAAGUAAGGGUUGCCAAGUUCAUUCCUGGGAAGGAGGAGUACGAGGUUCUUUGUGCUGGGAGCAGCCAGGGAACCAAGGUCUUCACGGAUGGGGAGGCUGGUGAGCUUCUGGUAAGAAGCCCUAAUGUGUUUAAAGAGUACUGGAAUAAGCCUGAGGCUACCAAGAAGGAAUUUACUCAUGAUAAGUGGUUCAGGACAGGGGAUACUGCACAGUACAUAGAUGGAGCCUACAAAAUCUUGGGACGGACAAGUGUGGACAUCAUCAAGAGUGGUGGGUUUAAGAUCUCAGCCCUUGAUGUGGAGCAGCACCUCUUGGAUCAUCCUCAUAUUGCUGAAGUGGCUGUGGUUGGGCUUCCAGAUAUCACAUGGGGACAAAAGGUCGCAGCUCUCAUUGUAUGGCAGAAGAAGGAGCCCCUUGAUCUGGUGAAGCUUCGUAAUUGGGCACGGGAGAGGAUGCCCCACUACCAGGUACCGUCCGUGGCAAUGACCAUAUCAGAACCCUUGCCACGCAAUAAUAUGGGGAAGGUCAACAAGAAGCAGAUUGUGAUGGAUUUCUUUCCAGAUAGUAUGAACCAGCAGUAAUCUGGCUUUGUGUGUUGAGGGUAUGGAUGACUGGCUGUGAGGAGGUAGUUUUAGGGUAUGAGUGGGAUAUUGUUUGUAGGUGUGAUAUUGGAACAGUUAUUGUCCCUUUAGUCAACUGCAGGGUUGAUUGAAGUUGAAUUUUGUCAAGGAAAAGAAUAAAAUAAUGUAGAGGCAGCUACUGUCUAUAGAGAAAUGCAAUGCUUUGGUUAAUUUGACAGUGUUGCUACAUUUUAUUUUACCUUAAGGUACUGUACCACAGUUGAAUGUUUAAAUGAUGCCAGUUACUCUUGUCACAUACUACUUAAGGUAUAUUUACUGGUUCUGAGAAAUGGUCCACAGGUCUAGUUAUGCAUGUUUCUAAUGUGCUUCAAUUUUUCUUCUUUUUAGAAUAAUGCAAUGCUGAUAAAGCUAUUGUUCAGCCAUAUUUCCAAGCAGGUAUUCUAUGAUAUAAAAAAAUGAAUACUUCAUGACCUAUGACUGUUAGCUACUAUUGGUGCUUCCCUGAAGGUGGAAGGUAUCCAUAGAUCAAGGUACCUAUGCAUUCAUGUUUUUCCUUUGGCCUCCUUUGGAGCAUUUGUAUUAGGAAUGUUAUUGAUCUCAGCUGAAUACAUCAAUAUGCUGUAGUAACAAACAGACUGAAGACAUAUUAUCAAACAAAUAUUACUGCUUGUCUUGAAGUAACAUACAGUAUGCAAGACUAGGAAAUCAUAUCUAUAAAAGGAGCUGAAAGUAUGCUGAUUUUAUUGUUCUUCUCUACUUUUCUCUUCUUUUUAGAUUAACAUGUGUAUAGUAGUAUAGUAGUCAUAGUUGGACAGUGGAAAGUAAAUCUAACAGAAAUAUUCAAUUUUGAAUUGCAAAUGCCUUUGCAUUGUGUGAAAGAGAUUCCAGGAUUUACCACCUCUCAGUAUUUAAAUGUUAUGGAUUCUGUCUCUUCCAUAUUCAGUUUCAUAUGUACUGGACUACUUUUUUAAAAACUAAGAUAUAUAUUUUAUAACACAGAAAAUCCCAGUAACUGCUAUUGGAAUUGUGUUUAAGAAUGAAGUGUAAGGAAAGUGCAACAAUGAUCUUAUAUAUGGGAGUCUUGGUAUGUACUGAAAUUUCCUUGUUUAUGUUCCUGUUUUUUCAUAUGACUUCCAAAAAGCCAUACAACUGUAUUGAAAACAGCAGCUUAAUAUAGUACGUAGGGCCAGUUAAGAAUAGUUUUGGAUAGGUUAUCUAUCUCCCAUACUUUUUAUGUUAUGUAUCUGACACUCAUGCCAUGAUUAUUUAAACAUCAUUUUGUGUCUGUGAAAAAAACGGAAACAUAUAACAGCAACAUUAUAGUUACAUUUGUUUGUGUUUGUGUGUGCAUAUAUACACACACACAUAUAUAUAUACACACACAUAUAUACAUUUUUUUUGUUGCUAAUUAGAUUAUAAUCUCAUGAUGUGCAAUCAUUUUAGGUGCCUUAAAAAUAUAUGGAUUUAGUGUAUGUGACUGCAUUAAUGCCAGGGAAUCACUUUGGUUCCCCUUUUUCAUUUAUUAUGUAGAAAAAAAUACAUAGUAUUUUGAACCAUGCUGAUGUACAAAGAUAGACCUUUGAUGUUUUCUCUGUUAUUUUUAUGAUUAAUGUAAAUUAUUCACUGAUGUUAGAAGAGCUGGUUAUGAGUUAAAGUGGGACAUUAGGUGAUCAUGAAUAUGGUUUUUAAAUAUGAAAUUAAAAGUUAAAAUAUAGGAUUAUGGCAAUAACCAACAUUUUAAACAACCUGUUUAGUUGUUUAGUUAUCAUAAUGAUAAUAACGAUAAUGAUAUUGAUAAAGAUUCUUCUUAUUUUUUUAUUAUUAUUUUUAUAAUUAUUAUAAUUAAUUAUUAUUACUACUAUUAUUAUUAUUAUUAUUAAUAUUAUUAUUAUUAUUAUUAUUAUUAUUAUUAUUGUUAUUAUUAUUAUUAUUAUUAUUAUUAUUAUUAUUAUUAUUAUUAUUAUUAUGAUUAUGAUAAUGAUCUUCAGAUUAUCAAGAGAAUUGAUGGGUGUUCCUACAGCAGCUAGUGCAAAUAUCGAAGAUUACAACAUAGGGAAAAGUACUUAACAGGGAUAAUAAAAAAGUGAUUGGAGAAUGCUUUAAGGGAAUGGUGGUCUCUGAGAUCUGUUACCAUUAGGUGCUGGUCAGAAUUACUUCUGUGGUGUGACUGCAGGUAAAUGAUUAUUUUGCUGCAGUAUAAAAGGGCACUAAAAUCUGUUCAAGUGGAAAGCAAGUGUUACUGCAUGGAGAACCAAUGGUACAAUUUUGAUGUACUGUAUAUGAUUCAGUGAUUGUGAAAGAUGUCUUAUUUAUUUGACUCAAGGUUUUGUAUGUGUGGUUCCUAGUGAUGUGAAGAGUGGGUGUUUGGGUUCUGAAAGAUUUUGUCCAACCCAAAGUGUUGUAAAACUAUUGUGGAGUGAAUAUGUAGGUUGUAAAGCAGUAAGGAAAAAGUUGACAUUUUAAUCAUAAAUUGUUAUAUUGUCUGCAAAUAAUAACCAACUGAAUUGUUAGAAACAGAGAGCAAAAGUAUUUAUUUUGAAAAUAAUGUAUCAAGAAUUGAUUUAUAUUUUUCAGAGAUUAAGGCAUAGUUGAACUAUAUCUUUAUACACUCUUUUAGUAAGAUAAGAAUGAGAUAGGAAUAAGUGCAUUUUAGUUGAGAAAGAGAUGUUAUAAAACUAGACUUUGUUUGUCAUAGUGUGAAUGUCUCUAAACUCAGGUGACAUUUUAUAUUAUAUAUUGGUACUCUUUUGUUCUGAACCAGUAUACAGUAAAUAACCAAAAUACAUAAGUUAGUAUGUAAUUUUCUACAACCUGUUGUAUCUCUUAUAGAUCAUAUAUAUAAAGGUUUUAUGUAGUAUAUUGAUCAUACAUAUUUUAUGAUGAAGUUGAUAUAAAUAAAAUGUUGCCAUAUGUACAUUGACAACAAUGGAAAAUAAACUCAACUGAUAAUGAUGUGUCAUACAUUGCAUUUUCAGAUUCUAGACUGAAGUAAUUAUAAAGCAGUGGUCCUCUAGACAUACAGUUCUUAUUGUUCUUAUUGUUAUAUUUUUGCAUAGUCUUCUCUUGACCACCAUCAAACAGGAAGUACAGUACAAUAAUGUACAACUUUUGUCAAUAAAAUGAUACUGUGAUUUACA
This is a messenger RNA of Penaeus chinensis, 5040 nucleotides long. It is a transcript of the gene Acsf3, whose product is annotated as malonate--CoA ligase ACSF3, mitochondrial-like. The coding region runs from base 143 to 1903 and encodes 586 amino acids. The record is from RefSeq and is a predicted model, not a curated record. Gene Ontology annotation, molecular function: medium-chain fatty acid-CoA ligase activity. The transcript has 12 exons. Lineage: Eukaryota; Metazoa; Arthropoda; Malacostraca; Decapoda; Penaeidae. Gene Ontology annotation, biological process: fatty acid metabolic process.